AUGGUGGACUUAAAAUGGAGUGUGGAUGAUGAUGUUCCCAUCUUGCAGGUUAUUUCCAUGAAGUCAAAGCCCAUUUGUGACCAUGGGGAACCUCUGAUUGCCUACAGUGCCCCCGAGUUCAUAUUUUAUCAUCUGGGAGAGCCUUCCCUCCUUAGACUCCAGCAGCUAAAGGAAUAUUUGGAAUACCAAAGAUUGGAAAGCGACUCCCUGAGCAGAUCAAAGAUGUUUUAUAAAGUUCCAUUCUUCAUCCUUGUCCUAGGGACUGUGCCUUUCGCAGCACUUGCUCAAGAAGCGAGCUCAGUUCUAGAAGGAGAAGAAAGUGCAACAAUUGAUUUCAGAGACAAAAAUGUCACAGAAUUUGAAGAACUACCAACCCUGUUCUUGUAGUUGCCCACAAGACUACAGAAUGUAACAAAUCUCUUGCAGUUUGGAGAGCUGAUGACCACAGAAAGUGCAUUUGUCCCGGAUGAAGAGAGUAACAAUUCUACUGUGUACGAGGUUAACACAGAAAGUGCUGAUGGUGAAGCGAGUGGGGAGCCAGAGAAAACAGAAAAAGGUGGUCUGGAAACAAUUGCACUGGUUGGAAUAAUUAUUGGAAUUGUAGUUGCAGUUGGAAUCCUUGCUGGAAUAAUAAUUGCUGUUGUAAGGAAGAUGUCAGGCAGGUACUCGUAA
This is a messenger RNA of Acanthisitta chloris (rifleman), 672 nucleotides long. It is a transcript of the gene PDPN, whose product is annotated as podoplanin. Gene Ontology annotation, biological process: regulation of substrate adhesion-dependent cell spreading; actin-mediated cell contraction; positive regulation of extracellular matrix disassembly. Lineage: Eukaryota; Metazoa; Chordata; Aves; Passeriformes; Acanthisittidae. The transcript is spliced from 7 exons. Gene Ontology annotation, molecular function: protein-folding chaperone binding; signaling receptor binding; chemokine binding. Gene Ontology annotation, cellular component: lamellipodium; filopodium; basolateral plasma membrane. The record is from RefSeq and is a predicted model, not a curated record.